GGUAAUGGAUUCUUUAAAGAGCAGAAGUAUCCAGAGGCAGUGAAGCAUUAUUCAGAAGCAAUUAAAAGAAACCCGAACGACGUGAGGGCAUACAGCAACAGAGCUGCUUGUUACACAAAGCUAGGAGCAUUACCAGAAGGACUCAAAGAUGCUGAAAAAUGCAUUGAGCUAGACCCGAGUUUCACCAAAGGAUACAACAGGAAAGGAGCUAUUCAGUUUUUCAUGAAGGAAUAUGACAAAGCCAUGGAGACAUAUCAAGAAGGUCUGAAACAUGAUGCUAAGAACCAAGAGUUGCUUGAUGGUGUUAAAAGGUGUGUGGAACAGAUAAACAAAGCAAACCGCGGUGAUCUGACACCAGAUGAAUUGAAGGAGAGACAAGCCAAGGCAAUGCAAGAUCCAGAAGUACAGAACAUAUUGUCGGAUCCAGUGAUGAGACAGGUAUUGGUGGAUUUCCAAGAGAAUCCGAAAGCUGCACAGGAACAUAUGAAGAUUCCAAUGGUAAUGAACAAGAUUCAGAAGCUGGUUAGCGCUGGUAUUGUUCAGGUCCGGUAAAUUGGUAAACCGGAGUCGUAUGUUUGGUUUGGGUCAUGCUUUGGUCAGUUCUUGUGUCCUGAUGUUGUAUGGUUACUUUUUAGGAUUUCCAAGAGAAUCUUCUUACCUUGUGUUAAAGGAAAUUUAUUGUUAAAGUUUAUGUUAACUCAUGUGCCCCUUUAAUCUAUAAAGUCAAUUAGACA
This is a messenger RNA of Camelina sativa (false flax), 734 nucleotides long. NCBI's taxonomy places the organism in Eukaryota, Viridiplantae, Streptophyta, Magnoliopsida, Brassicales, Brassicaceae. The record is from RefSeq and is a predicted model, not a curated record.